Molecule: messenger RNA, 1164 nt
Organism: Rosa rugosa (rugosa rose)
Lineage: Eukaryota; Viridiplantae; Streptophyta; Magnoliopsida; Rosales; Rosaceae
Product: probable caffeoyl-CoA O-methyltransferase At4g26220
Exons: 4
Coding region: 348-1064 (238 amino acids)
Molecular function (GO): S-adenosylmethionine-dependent methyltransferase activity; O-methyltransferase activity
Source: RefSeq, a predicted model, not a curated record
ACAGUGAUGAGGAGAGAGAGCUGGAAGAAGAAGAGAUAAAAAAGAAAAAAUAUCAAUUAAAAAAAAAAUAAGUGAGGGUGUAAUAGAUAUUUUGGUGUAGAAGAAUUGCCACAUCAGUAAUUUAACAGAGCUUUUGGAUAUAGAGUAAUUGAAUGGAUCUAUUGGUCUAAAAUUGACAAUACAAAAAUUAAACGUGUGAAAUUAGAAGGACAUAGACCGAAGUAAUUUUUCAGCAAAAGUUCAGAGCAUUUUUUCAGUAUUUAGUCCUAUAUAUAAACACCCAGAGAUUCUGAACAAGUUCAAAACUUUAAACUCUCCACAUUCUGGCUGAAAUUGGAUGCAUAUUCAUGCAUGAAUAUCUAACAAAUCAAAUAGACCAGGAAAAGGGCCGGUUAACAGUAAGUUUGAUUGUGAUACAAGGAAAAUGGAGCACACUGCAGGAAGCAAAAAGUUACUGCCUAAUCCAAUCUUGCUGCAAGAUGAGGAAUUGUACAAGUGCUUUCUUUGGGACUGCACCUGAUGCAGGUCAGCUAAUGGCCAUGCUCUUGAAACUUGUGAAUGCAAAGAAGACAAUUGAAGUUGGAGUUUUUACUGGAUACUCUCUUCUCCUUACGGCUCUCACAAUCCCUGACGACGGCAAGAUUAUAGCCAUAGAUAGAGAUCGUAAAACAUACGAAAUGGGCCUCCCUAUCAUACAAAAAGCCGGAGUUGAGCACAAAAUCGACUACAUGGAAUCCCUGGCUCUGCCUGUCCUUGACAAUCUCUUGGGAGAACCAAAGAAUGAGGGUGAUUUCGACUUUGCAUAUGUCGAUGCUGACAAAGAUAACUAUUGGAAUUAUCAUGAGAGACUGAUGAAACUGGUGAAGAUUGGUGGGAUUGUUAUGUAUGAUAAUACACUAUGGGGAGGGGCAGUGGCUAAGUCUGAAGACGCUGUUCCGGAGACCAAAAGAAAGUUGAGGCAGGCUACAAUUGAGUUUAACAAGUCAGUUUCAGCUGACCCUCGAGUUGAAAUCUCUCAUGUUUCUGUAGGAGAUGGAAUCAUCAUCUGCAGACGCAUUUGCUAAGUUUCUUUGAUCUUUUAUGAGUGAUCAUAACUAAAUGCUGAAUAAGUACGUGAUUGAUAUAAGGUCAGCCUCUUCUUUACAAACCAUAUCUUUCUAUUCA